AUGUUAAUAGUAUUAAUAUUAUUAACAUUUAACGUACAAUAUACAGAAAGUACAGAAAGUACAGGUGUAAUUGCAACUAGUAAUGAAUAUUCAUCAUUAAGAGAUUCUAUUAUGAAUAAAGGUAUUGAAUCCUUAUCAUCAGCAAUAUUUAAUUUAGGAACAGGUAUUGAUAAGAAUAUUGUAAAAUUAGUAUCAGUAUUACCUAGAUUAACAUUAUACAAUUAUGGAACAAGGAAAUUAGAUACACGUUCAGCACCUAAAGUAAUUACAAAUUUUGAUAUUUCUAAUCAAACAGCUAUAUCAAUGUUAGUUGAUUAUGCUGAAGGUAUUGGUGCAUAUGGUGCAUUAGGUUUAAUUUGUUUAGGAAUUUUACUUGUUGAAUUUUGUUGUUUUUUAGGUGCAUUGUUUUAUUCAAUUGGUUCUUGUUGUUGUUGUAAACUUGGUGAAAGAGAUCAAAAAUUUAGAUUAGAUAAUUAUGGUGCAUGGGCAAAAGAUCAUGAAAAGAGAAAGAGAAUUAUAUGUGCUUUUAGAAUUAUUUUACUUAUAUGGGUUAUUUUAAAUAUUGCUUUAUUAAUGUAUGUUAUAUUUAUUAAUUUAAUUUUAAUUAUAUAA
This is a messenger RNA of Naegleria gruberi, 612 nucleotides long. RefSeq lists its product as uncharacterized. The transcript has a single exon. The record is from RefSeq and is a predicted model, not a curated record. NCBI's taxonomy places the organism in Eukaryota, Heterolobosea, Eutetramitea, Acrasida, Naegleriidae. The coding region runs from base 1 to 612 and encodes 203 amino acids.